AUGGUCACUGCUGAUGGUGUAGCCUUCAUUAUCGACUUUGGACAGUCUAGAAUGUCGUCACCAGCUUCAGUUAUGCAGAGUGAACGCACUGAACUUCGAGGAACAGCUGCAUAUCGACCAAGUUUUUCAUACAGUGAAGGUGUUGUUCUUUAUAGAACCAUUUACGAUAUUACCGGCUGGACCAGAACAUUUAUCUCAGUUGCAGCUAGUGAAUGGCUUCAGACUCCAACACGCAUUCCAUAUUUAGAACCAAAAUGUCCGAAAUAUUAA
Messenger RNA from Trichomonas vaginalis G3, 270 nucleotides. Its product is annotated as protein kinase-like (PK-like) family. Bases 1 to 270 code for a protein of 89 amino acids. The transcript has a single exon. The record is from RefSeq and is a predicted model, not a curated record. Lineage: Eukaryota; Parabasalia; Trichomonadida; Trichomonadidae.